CACGUCCCCCAUGGCUAGUCCGUUCUUGACGCUCGAAGAUCUCAAGGCGUGCUUCUCACUCUUCUGCGUCGCCUUUGGCAUUGGCUCCCUUGGUAUGCCGGGCAACUACGCCCGAGCUGGCUACGUCUGGGCGACCGUCGCGCUUGCCUUUAUGGCGUCCAUCAACUUGUACGCGCUCGUGUGCAUCUCGAAAGUUAUGCUCGUCGCGCCCAAGAAGGUGCAGACACUUGGCGACAUGGGCGAGUGGGUCUUUGGCAAGACGGGUCGCUGGGUCACGGUCAUCACGCACAUGUUGGUGUGCACGAUGGUCCCGAUCGUGUUCUUGGUGCUUGGUGGGACCUUGCUCACGGUGUUGUUUCCGGGUUCGUACGACGACUCGACGUGGAUCGCGCUCAUGGGUCUCUCGCUCCUCCCGGUUUGCCUUAUCCCGACGCUCAAGGACGGUGCCGGCACCGCGGCGGCCGGCGCCCUUGGCACUGUGUUUGCAGAUGUGAUUGCGCUCUACAUUCUGAUCAACAACACGACGCCGAUGCCGUCGGGCAUCUCGCCGCCGUCCCCGCACAUUACGUUUGAAGGCGUCACGACUGUCUUUGGCAACCUCUCGCUCGCGUACGGCGCCGGCGUCAUCAUUCCGUCGCUCCAGCGUGAACACUCGCAGCCCGAGCGCAUGCCGCGCGUGAUCACCGUGACGAUCUCGGUCAUCACCGUGCUCUUCCUCCUUAUCUCUAUCUGCGGCGACUUUACCAUGGGCUGCCAAAUCCCUGGCAACCUUCUCUUUGCCAUCAUUGGCGACAGCCUCGGCUUCACGGCCUCGCGCGGCGGCAUCAUCCUCUCGUUUCUCUUUAUGCAGCUGCACAUUUCGAUCGCAUUUGCGCUCGUGCUCUUCCCGGCCAUGUUUAUUGCCGAGCGCCUCAUCCUCGGUUUGCACAAGGAACGCUUCACGCUCAAUGCGCCGGCGUACGUCGACGUUGAGACACCCGACGAGGCCAAGACCGACGCGGCCGUGGCUGACGUGGCCGACGAAGUCAACGACGAGGUGCUCGACCCCUCGGCGGCGUACAAGGCGCCGGGUGCGUACCUCAAGGCCGCGGUUCUCCGCAUUCUCAUGGUUGUCCUCUGCGUCGUCAUUGCGAUCGUCUUCAAGGACAAGUUUAGCGACCUCUUAGAUUUCGUUGGCGCGUCGGCCACGUCGCUCUGCUGCACGAUUCUGCCAAUCGCGUUCUACCUCCGCACGUUCCGGCACACGAUGGGGCUGCCGGAGAAGUGCUUUGCCGUGCUUUCGAUCGUCGUCACGUCGGCGCUCGCGAUCUAUGUGAGCGUCAACACGGGCAAGGCGCUCUUCUCGCCGACGCCGCAGACCAUCAAGUUUCCGUUCUGCGAGCCCGAGUUCCAGACGUAUGUGUACACCAACCGCACGUACUACAAGUACUGAUAGACAAGAGACGAAUGACAAUAUUGUGUAUGUGAUUAUUGCACGAA
This is a messenger RNA of Saprolegnia diclina VS20, 1479 nucleotides long. RefSeq lists its product as hypothetical. Gene Ontology annotation, cellular component: vacuolar membrane. The record is from RefSeq and is a predicted model, not a curated record. Lineage: Eukaryota; Oomycota; Saprolegniomycetes; Saprolegniales; Saprolegniaceae. The transcript has a single exon. Bases 11 to 1432 code for a protein of 473 amino acids. Gene Ontology annotation, biological process: amino acid transmembrane transport. Gene Ontology annotation, molecular function: amino acid transmembrane transporter activity.